ACAAUGGCACGGUUGUAUAAUUGGGACGUCAAGAAGAGGAAGGAAAAGAAAUGAUCUGAUAAACAUUUUUGGACUUUUUUGAUGUCAUCUUUUUAAAGGAUGUUUACGAGAAGGACAAAAACUAACAAUAAACAUCGAUCUCGAAAACUUUUUAUUAUUUUUAAAAUAAAACGGAAAUACAAAAUGUCCUUUUCGUCAAUCCUUCUUAUCUUGCUUUAAUACUUGAGAAGUGAAAUAUUGCAGAUGAAACUAAAAUGGCCGAAUACAAGAUGGCCGUCAGACCUCGUGGUUUCCGGUAGAAAUAUAGGAACUAAAUCCAAACCAGCCAUAGAUCCAGUUCAAGAAGCAUUACUCUCUGAACCCUGCAUACUUGUCGAUGAACAAGACAGAGCAAUUGGACAGGCGAGUAAAAAGGACUGCCACAGAAUGGUUGAGGGAGGUUCUCUUCUACAUCGUGCAUUCUCUUUAUUCAUAUUCAACAACAAGGGGGACCUACUCCUACAAAAGCGGAGUGCCACCAAGAUAACAUUUCCGAAUAUGUGGACGAACACGUGCUGUUCCCACCCUCUGGUGAUGGGGGAUGAGAUGAAGGAGGAGAACGCCUGGGGGGUCAGGUUAGCCGCCCAGAGGAAGGUCAACUCAGAGUUAGGAAUUGCUGAAAGCGAAGUGCUCCCGGAAAACAUUCAGUAUUUAACCAGGAUCCUGUAUUCAGCACCAUCUAGCGGAGACUGGGGAGAACAUGAACUAGAUUAUAUUCUACUACACAGAGGAGAUGUCCUUACUAUACCAAACCCUGAGGAGGUCAGUGAGAUAGAAUGGGUGUCAAGAGAUAAACUCCCUGAGUUCUUGAACCAUGUUGAGAAUACAGGGGGAGAAAUUACACCUUGGUUCCGUCUUAUCACACAGAACCUUCUUCCAUUGUGGUGGAAAAACUUGGACAACAUUGAGAAGCAUUUUGAUCACACAACUAUUCAUAAAUUUACAUAAAUUUAGGCGUAUAAAGUAAUUAUUUCAAUGGCGUAUAAAAUAUAUAUGGGGGUAAUUUUCUAGGAAAUAUAAUGUAAAUCCUGUAUACGCCCUUAAUUGAACUGUAUUUUGAAUUUCACAAUUUUAUGAGUUAAAUUUAUUUUGUAACUUUGUAUUAGUAUUAAAUAUGAUAUGAUAAGUUGUUAUUAUUUGUAUUAUAAAGUGAGUAGAAAGAUUUUUACUUGUACGUCAACUUUUCCAUUUACAAGUUUUACUAUGCUCGAUUUCAACCUGAUAUUGUAACAGUAGGUUAAAUUUUCACAAUCUGCGAAAAUCUUCGAAUUGUGCCUUAAUUUAAGUUCAGUAUUAAUAUAAAAAAUAUAUUCUAGUACCAGUUUA
Eurytemora carolleeae is the source of this 1365-nucleotide messenger RNA. It is a transcript of the gene Idi, whose product is annotated as isopentenyl-diphosphate Delta-isomerase 1. Gene Ontology annotation, cellular component: cytoplasm. Gene Ontology annotation, biological process: isopentenyl diphosphate biosynthetic process; isoprenoid biosynthetic process. Lineage: Eukaryota; Metazoa; Arthropoda; Copepoda; Calanoida; Temoridae. The record is from RefSeq and is a predicted model, not a curated record. The transcript has 8 exons. Gene Ontology annotation, molecular function: isopentenyl-diphosphate delta-isomerase activity. Bases 244 to 987 code for a protein of 247 amino acids.